GCUUAUCGACAUGACAUUAGAAUCUGAUUUUCUUUCGAACUGCACUCCGAGCGCCUUCUCUAGCCGGCAAGAAGAUGCAUUUGAAGAUUAUAUAGCUGUUACCGAAUGGGAAAAGUUUCGACAGUCGAUUGAAAAUAUUCUGAGUCGUUGGGAGUUGAAGGCAGAUGGGGAUCCUACCGUACGAUCACGCCUCUUGUCUUCCCAAACAUACGUUCAAGCAGGUUACCUUUGCGGUCGUCUUCAUUUUGACGACCGUGAGUUCCAUUUGGUCUACUACAGUGGUCUUCAGUGCUCUUCUCCGGAGGAUACUGCCAGAACCGACUCUGGAACUCCCAUCUUUUGCGCAGAGCAAUACUUCUUCACUGGCCACGUCGUUCCUCCCAUUGCCUGGUUUGGCCUAAAACGCUUACUCAUUCUCCGGCCAUCUGAGGGUGGUAUCACAGGUGGAACACGUCUGAAUAUGCUACUGAGCUGCGUGGAGAUUGCUGUUAACACGAUCAAAUGCCUUCUCUUCCUACUCAUUACUCUCCCCGUUCCCAUACUCGUGGAAUACGCUGGCCCUUGUUCAUCUUACCUAUACGGGGUCGCUGCAACCGCUUCCGAUUUCGAUUCCUCUGCCUUGACUGACCAGACGAAGUACGAGUACGAGGGUACCCAACGCGUCGGCUCCCUGGGCGUAGAGCUAGCAGUCGGCCAGAUGCUUGGCACCGUUCACACAUCAUUUACCCAUUUGAACGGAUUGCGUGAAAUGUUUCUCAGAAAGUUGGGUUACCCUUUGAACGCCAGCUGUUCUGAAUCGGCCGUACAAAUCGCUGCUCGGUUCAUCUACCCACUUCCUUUUUGGCCAGAACUAACAGCGUUCCCCGAAGUCAUUUUCCCCGUCUUCUCGUUCGAUGUAAACAUCACUUCUUCCGUAUUUCCUCUGUUCCAUUUGAGUGCCGUGUGGCCUAAAGUGCCCGCUCACGCUGUUUCCCAAAAUCCCUCUUGUAGCGUUCUCAGGCCCGAAGGAGCCCCAUCUUGGUAUCUCCAGUUAUUUUUACAAACAUCUCAUGCUGAUCGGUUUAGCUCUCGCUUAAAAAGAAUCGCUCACGCUUGCUGCUCUCCUCCUGCUGAAGAUGCGGUGCGCGUCCCUAUGCCGCCACCGACACCGAUUACUUCACGUCGGUCUUGGUUGGGUGCCGAUUUGCCUCGACUCGCAUCAAUGUUCCGGGGGCCAACAAUGAGGCAUUCGCCUUCAUCUCUGUCUACGGAACUGCAGAUGACACCAGAACAAGUCAUCCACUACCUCCUGUUCCUUUUUCCCGAUGCGGACUCUUCGUACUCAUGCUCUUCCGCGGAACGUAUCGAGCUUAUGGCCUCCACGGUUUACGAUAACCCAAAUGACGUGGAAUUAUUGACCUGGUCUCGAAUACAAAACAGAGCCAACUUCGAUGUUUCUUCUAUGGCUUCUCGAUUGGGGCUUCCUCCUGCCACUUCUCUCGCACAUCGGCUAGCCGUCCUGCUUUGCAACUUGCACUUUUUACAGCCAAAUCCAAGUGACUUUGAUGCGGUGCAUUUGAUCUUUACUGAGGUGAUUUUGGAGCUCAAACUCAGGCUAGAACGCCUCAUUAGCUUGCCGGACUAUUCCAGUUACGUGGAUGCUGAGACAGCCGUUUACCCGGUCCCCACUUCGGAUCCAUCGAUUAAGGCCAGCUUCGCACCCGUACAUCUUCUGCCUGAAGAGAUGCAGCCUUUUUCACAUUGGUCUGAUGGAGAGCGGCUCAACAUCCAUAAUAUUUUCCAGCGCUUUGACAAAUGCAUUGAAACCGCCCGUUUAUGCUCAGAGUACAAUAGCGAUUCUGAGGCAACCAAAAGCCGUGUUCCUGAAGAUCCAUGUGAUAUGUUCUUCGAUGCUUUUGAACAACUCCCCUCGACGACAGAGUCCUCACCUACACCGUCGAAAACAGUCGCACAACACGCAGUGGAUGAGGCUCGAAUGAUUUUGGACUGGUUGCAAUCACUGGACACAACGCAGUUACUGCGUUGUAUGAUACCGAGUAUUUGCCUCGAGGCACUCAUCACUUUGAAUUCUCUCGUGCCUCCUCCACGACUGCACUCGUUUUAUCGCCUGUCACUAGAACAACUGGUUUGUGACUCUGCCGGAUUACUCUCUCGUCUGGACGAAAAUAUGACUCAGUUUGAUGGCUACGACAGUUGUGAAGAGCGCUUCAUCGCGACUUACUAUGAGGUGCUUACCCUGUUGGCUACCUUCAGCUCCCGCUUCACUUGCCUAAGAGAGCUGCUGCAUGACUUCACUCAACAUGUUAAUCAGACUUUAUCGGAUGAAUGUCUCGCUUUCUUGUACGACUUGUCUUUCAACGCUGUAUGUGGCAGGGUAACAUGGGCUCCGCAGUUACCCGGUUGGAUUAGGAUUGAUCGCUCUUCCAAAGCAUUCACCGAUUUCCAGUUUUUGUUCGGCGUGGAAGAACCGCCAACGAAUGCAAGUAGCGAACGAAAGAUUCAUCAUUUUGAAUUCACCAGCUCAGUCCGGCGGUGGUUUCCUACUCCGUCUUCCUUGGAUCUUCAUCAACCUACUUGGGAAACCUACAUACUUCACGCGAUCGUUGGUCAACCCAACUGUUUAUCAAGCCGUCCUGGAAUCCAAAGACUAUACGUGGCUCUUAACAAAGAAGAACGGGCGCAGGGAUAUCAUUGUUUGUUGCUUGCUAGUGCUCUUAGUCAAGAUUCACAGUUUUUCUGAUUUCCGUGUCUUUUUUGUACAUCGCUCUUUGCGCAUAAACAACUACACCGUUGUUGUGG
Dicrocoelium dendriticum is the source of this 2799-nucleotide messenger RNA. Lineage: Eukaryota; Metazoa; Platyhelminthes; Trematoda; Plagiorchiida; Dicrocoeliidae. The record is from the annotation of a GenBank genome assembly.